Messenger RNA from Xiphophorus hellerii (green swordtail), 4272 nucleotides. RefSeq names its product glypican 5c (gene gpc5c). The transcript is spliced from 9 exons. Gene Ontology annotation, biological process: regulation of protein localization to membrane; positive regulation of canonical Wnt signaling pathway; cell migration. The record is from RefSeq and is a predicted model, not a curated record. NCBI's taxonomy places the organism in Eukaryota, Metazoa, Chordata, Actinopteri, Cyprinodontiformes, Poeciliidae. The coding region runs from base 311 to 2140 and encodes 609 amino acids. Gene Ontology annotation, cellular component: extracellular region; cell surface; plasma membrane.
AGGGGAAUGUGCGCAGCACUUUGGAAACAGGCACAGCCAACAUGCAGUCAACUACUGCAAAGUGCCAAACGCGGGACAGACUGGCUUCAGAAGACACCACUCCUCCUCUGUACGACACCAAACCUCCCCUGUCUUUGCGGCGCUUUCUCUCAUCCCAACCGAUAAUGUAAGACUCAGUUAGGAAGAUCUGUCAGAUGUUCACUCGAGCCAUCGCUUUUCACGUUCGCAGUUCCGUUCUCAACACUGUCAGACAGCUUACGGUCAGACUACAGCUGGUCAUCUGCGAGGAUACCUGGUGUGAGAUGCGGCAAUGUCCCGAGGAAUAUGCCCACGCGUCAACUCUUUUGACUCCGUCAGGAUUUUGGCGUUGGUAAUUUUUGCAGUGAAUGCAAUCGAGGCGGAUAAGCACAGCUGUUAUGAAGUGAGAGCCGCUUUCCAGCAGCGAUACAUCGGACCGCUUCACCUGGUGCCGGAGAAACCAUACAAAGAUGCUGAUCUGCAGAUAUGUAAGCACCAAGGUCCAUCUUGCUGCAACAAGAAGAUGGAGGAAUGCUACCAGGCUGCUGUGAAAAGAGAAACCCUCCAAAAAAUUGAGUCCUACACCUAUGAGCUGGGAAAUAUGCUGUCUAGUCAGUUGGAUGCCUUCCAGGACAUGUUUCAGUACCUCCUGUCAUUCUCUCAAGGUCACCUAAGUUCACUGUUGGAGGGAACCUACUCAUCCCUGUCCCGUCAGGCCUUGCCCCAUGUGAAUCAACUGUUUUCUUCUCUCUCCCUAUACCUACGUGGAGCCAACAUUUCCGUUGAGAUGACCAUUCACAAGUUUUUUAACAACAUCUUCCCUCUUGUGUAUACACGACUUAUAAAUCCAGGCAUUGGAGGGAGUGUGACAACAAGCAGCACAAUGGGUGACUGUCUGCGUAUGAUCAGACAGGAUGUGAAGCCUUUCGGGAAUUAUCCUGUCACCAUGGCUCAGGAACUGGCUGAGGUGUUGGAGGCUGGCAGGCAACUGAGUCUCGCCUUGGAUAAAGGACUGGAGGUCAUCAACGCAACAGAACAUGCCAACCUUAGUAGAGAUUGUGUAAAAGGUCUGGCAAAGAUGGUGUACUGCUCCCACUGCAGAGGCUUGACACUGAUCAAGCCCUGUGCCGGCUACUGCUUGAAUGUAAUGCGGGGCUGCUUAGCAAGUACGGCAGAGCUGGAUCAGCCUUGGAGGAUAUAUAUUAGCUCCUUGAAGAAACUAACUCUUGUGAUGGCUGGGCACCACAGCCUGGAGCUGGCCAUGCUGGGCGUCAGAGGGCAUGUUAACGAAGCAUUGCUCUAUGCACAGACCCAUGGUCCACUCAUUACUGCUACAGUGGACAAGGUGUGUGGCCUGUCUACACGGGAACCCCCAAGCAUGUGGUCUAUGAGACCAGAGGUCACAACCUCUUCCACAACCUUAACUUCACCUUCUCCAUCUGCCUCCUCCUCCUCCCAUAUUUUACCAGUAGAGAGGCUAGCAAAGUUUGCCCACUUACAAAGUCCAUUCCCUCUGAAGCCCUCCAAGGUCAAUAAUCCUAAUCUGAGAACACUCUCUAGGGAGUUCUUAGGGCAACUGCAGCGCUAUAAAUCCUUCUUCAAUACAUUGCCAGAGAUGCUGUGUGAAGGGGAGUAUAUAGUGGACGACUCCACCUGCUGGGGUGGUAAUGGUGUCGUAGAAAGCUAUAUCGGUAUAAUUGUCAGAAAUGGUCUGCAUGCCCAGAGGCAAAACCCAGAGGUCAAAGUUCGCAGCAUGGAUCCUACAAUUGCUGAGUUCAAGAAAAGGCUGGAGCACUUCAACCAGGAAACCCAGGAGAAGUUCCCAAAUCUUAAUGAAAUUGAGGUCUGGGAAGAACUAGGCAGUGGGGAAGAGCAAGGAAGCACCGCAGACUGUGAUGAUGAAGAUGGUUGCCAAAGCUCAGGAGAUGGUGACGAACAAAACUAUGAUAUCAAUGGGCAGACAUCCGAUGGAGGACAGCCUGAAGGUGACAACACUCAAGAAGGCCCCCCCAAGCCUCCUGCGGUGAAGGUGGUCGGUGGGUCACCACCUACAAGCUGGCAGCAACCGUGGUGCCUUGCUCUGCUUUUUGCUGAACUUUUUUUGAAGUGGUUGCUGAUCUGAUGACAGGACUAUCUAAAAAAAAAAAAUCCCUCCUCAUCCUUGCCCCUUCAGGAACUUACAUGACAUUCAUAUCAUAAACAUAUCACCAAUAUGUUCCUUACUCCCGUCAUCAUCCUGCACAGAUAGACGUCACUAAGGGUGACACAGAAAUGAAGAGUGGGUCAGUGUGUGGACAACAGUGUGGGAGCCUGUAAAUAGGUAAUGAGUGGGCAAAUGCAGGGUCUUGUCCCACAGGAUCUUUAUUGUGAAUGAUUAUAAAGAUUGACCUUGCGCUUUCCGCUAUACUGUUUGGUUAUAGAUGUUAUUAUAAAGGAGGGCUGCAGCUCUUGCUUCACUUGCACAGACCUAACCUUUGUUAUUCAGAAUGGGGUUGAAUCAUUCUUAAGAACGUUUACAACUGUAAACACUUAGCUACAAACAUAAAUCAAGUAACAUGUAGCAGAUGUCUUCUUUUUCUACCGCUGAUUUUACUUAUCAUCUAAGCUAUGAACCUUUUCACAGCACUGUACUAAUGCCUGUCCUGGUGGAAGAAUUUUGUUCUUUUAUAAAUGUAACUCAUUUUUUCUUAGGAAUUAGGGAAUGCAUGAAAAAUCGAUAGAUCCAUCCCAGGUGUCUGGCCCAAAACAGCAGAUUUGACAUGCUCUAAUGACUGUGUACCUUGCAGGGAUUAGAGUGUAAUGAGUUCACAGGUACAUCACAAGCUCCUUUGCACGGCUGAACAUAUUGUGCAGACAAACUAGGUGUGAAUACUGUAGCAAGCAAUUGUAUAUAGGUACAGAGGUUUGAGUUAAUGUAUGACAUGAGCUGAAUGGAAUGUUAAUUUGUUUUCUUUCAUGAAUGGGCUAUGCUUGUCAGCUCUACAAAAGUCAAAAUUGUUUCAAUGUCAAAAAUAAAAGGGAAAAUAUCCAUAAUUUACCACAUGAAGUAAUUAAAGAAUGGGGAGUUUUAAAAUUUUCAGCAAAGGUUACAUAAUGUUGGCUCUACUAAUAUUUAUUGUGCAUCCUGGUUUGUGUGUUUGCUUGAUGAAUUGCACAUUAUUGCACGUAUGAAAUGCAAAAAUUUUAAGACUGUCAUGUCCCUUUCUGGCAAAGCCUCAGUUUCAAAUACCGUGCCUUUUUUUUUUUUUUUUACCUUUCUCCUUUAAAAUUUCCAUUGCUGAAAUUAUAUUUCCUUUUUCUGCUCUUCUGCAAGCAGAUACUGUGGAAUCAGAAAACAAUGCAGUAUCUCUACAAUUUACAUGACCCCCUCCUCCUCUAUUUUCCCACAAAUUCCAACAAUUGAAAAUGUGUUUUGAUCAUACUUUGUAGAGGGGGGGGGGAACACAAAUUGUGUAAAGAUUGGAAUUUCUUUUAAUGCCUGUUUUCCUUUUAUACGGACAAAAUUGAUGCAUUGACUGGCACUGACACAGAGUAAUAAGGUUUAAAUCAAAUACUUACCUGCAGCGCAUAAGCGCAUACAUAUUAACAAUUUUAAAUUAGAUAUAAUUUAACCUAAUUAUUUAAUUUCACUUUGGGAUCAAUAAAAUAUUUUUAAGAUUAUGUUUCAGAUAAUGCCUUAAAAUACAUCCACAGGUGUGCCUCUGUUUCCUCAGAUGUCAUGAAUUAACUUUUUAGAAUCUUAGUACAUGCAAGCCUUUACAUUUCAGGUAAUGCAAAGUUUUGUGAAAAUAUUCCAGCAUUUAGCUAAUUAAAAUUAUUUUGCUCAUCAUAACUGACCUAGUUAGAGAGUGAAAAAAUGGUGUAUCAUUUUAUACAAUGUAUGUACAUUUCUAGUUCCAGCUGUAGCUAUCUGAGGUGGACUAGAAAUGGCAUCCUACCUGACAAUCCAAAACUGAAGUGUAUAUUUAUAACAUCUCUGCAUUUACAUAAUGAGGUCAAAUUGGAACAAAGUGAAAAUAAUUGGGACUCUCUAAGUUUUCAAAAGUUGAAUGUGUAACAUUUUGUGUGCUCUAACCACAAUAAGUUUUAUUUCAAAGCAGCAGUAAAUCCAUCUGUUUGUUCCUUGCUGUUUCAUGCAAUCACAUGUGUAUAAAUGUACAUAGUUUUCAUCCUUUGCUUUGUGUUUCCAGUUGUCAUUUUUGUAUCAUUAAGAUACAAUGUAGUUGAGCUCUAUUAAAAGUGCUCUGCUCUGUU